AUGGCAUCACCGUCCGAUUUAACCGGAGACAACAUCGCCGGAAUCUCGUUAAAUCCUUCGGCGAGUAGCCGUGUAACUUCUGUAUACAGCGAAGUCCAAGCGAGUCGUAUCGACCACUCGCUCCCUCUUCCUUCCGUUCUUACAAGCCCCUUUAAGAUCGUCGAUGGUCCUCCGAGCUCCGCCGCCGGAAACUCAGAGGAGAUUGCGAAAUUAUUCCCAAAUCUAUUUGGACAACCAUCGGCUUUAUUGGUUUCAGACCAAUCUAAUAAUGCAAUUCCAUCGGACCAAAAGCUUAGGAUUGGUGUUGUGUUGUCUGGUGGUCAAGCACCUGGAGGACACAAUGUUAUUUGUGGAAUUUUUGAUUACUUGCAGGAACAUGCGAAAGGAAGUAGUCUGUUUGGUUUUCGUGGUGGACCAGCUGGAAUCAUGAAGGGCAAAUAUGUUGAGCUUACUUCUGAUUUUGUGUAUCCUUAUAGAAACCAGGGUGGAUUUGAUAUGAUAUGCAGUGGAAGAGACAAGAUUGAAACUCCAGAGCAGUUUCAACAAGCUGAAGAGACUGUAACAAAGAUGGACUUAGAUGGUCUUGUGGUUAUUGGUGGAGAUGACUCCAAUACCAAUGCUUGUCUCCUCGCUGAAAACUUCAGAGGCAAGAACAUGAAAACUCAAGUUAUUGGGUGUCCCAAGACAAUCGAUGGCGAUUUGAAGAGCAAAGAAGUCCCUACAAGUUUCGGGUUUGAUACUGCUUGCAAGAUAUACUCAGAAAUGAUUGGAAAUGUUAUGAUCGAUGCACGUUCCACGGGAAAAUACUAUCACUGUAUGGUGGCUAAAAUAGAGACAGAGAAAAUGCUGAUUCAAAUGGUUGAAACCGAGCUAGAUAAAAAGAAGGAGGAGGGUACAUACAAACGCGAGUUCAUGGGGCAAUCACACUUCUUUGGGUAUGAAGGAAGAUGUGGACUGCCUACGAAUUUCGAUGCAACUUACUGUUACGCAUUGGGUUACUGUGCUGGAUCACUCCUCCAGAGCGGGAAGACCGGACUAAUCUCAUCGGUUGGGAAUUUGGCUGCUCCGGUUGAGAAAUGGACCGUUGGUGGUACACCGCUUACUUCAUUAAUGGAUGUUGAGAGAAGACAUGGUAAAUUCAAGCCAGUUAUCAAGAAAGCUAUGGUUGAGCUUGAAGGAGCACCGUUUAAGAAAUUUGCGUCGCAGCGGGAAGAAUGGGCGUUGAAGAAUCGAUACAUUAGUCCUGGUCCGAUUCAGUUUAAGGGACCGGGAUCUGAUGCGAUAAAUCACACCUUACUGCUCGAGCUUGGGGCUCAAGCCUAA
This is a messenger RNA of Thlaspi arvense, 1323 nucleotides long. NCBI's taxonomy places the organism in Eukaryota, Viridiplantae, Streptophyta, Magnoliopsida, Brassicales, Brassicaceae. The record is from the annotation of a GenBank genome assembly.